Messenger RNA from Fibroporia radiculosa, 1800 nucleotides. RefSeq lists its product as uncharacterized. The coding region runs from base 1 to 1800 and encodes 599 amino acids. Gene Ontology annotation, molecular function: flavin adenine dinucleotide binding; oxidoreductase activity, acting on CH-OH group of donors. The record is from RefSeq and is a predicted model, not a curated record. The transcript is spliced from 10 exons. NCBI's taxonomy places the organism in Eukaryota, Fungi, Basidiomycota, Agaricomycetes, Polyporales, Fibroporiaceae.
AUGCGACAGCGCGCCUUGCUACUAUCAGUCCUCGCUCUCGUUGGAUACCCGGCUGUCCGGGGUGCAGUUUAUACUGACCCCGCUCAGCUUCCCCAGACCGAGUACGACUUCGUGAUAGUGGGGGCGGGGACUGGGGGAAAUGUGAUUGCGAACAGACUUACGGAAAACGCGAGUUUUUCCGUCCUGGUUAUCGAAGCAGGCGUCAACAACACCGUCGAUGAGGCGGAUGAAAUCCCAUUCUUUUGCAGUACAUUAUCACCCGAUACGUCACUCACUUGGAAUUAUACUACGACGCCGCAAGUCGGCCUCAACAACAGAGUUAUACAGUAUCCACGGGGUCGCGUACUGGGCGGAUGCAGUUCAAUAAAUUAUAUGAUUUGGAAUCGAGGAUCCGUAGACGAUUGGAAUCGGUAUGCUGAGUAUACAGGGGACAAUGGAUGGUCAUGGGAUGAGAUUUUUCCAUACAUGCUCAAGAGCGAGGAUCUCGUCCCGCCGAGCGAUCACCACAAUACAGCGGGAGAAAUCAUCCCAGCGCUUCAUGGGUCGUCAGGACCCGUUCAGAUCAGUCUCGCAGGAUAUCCAACGUACAUCGACGGCCGUGUGAUUAAUACUACACAAGAGCUUCAUUCUGAAUUCCCUUACAAUGAAGACAUGAACUCUGGAUUUCCGAUUGGCGUUGGUUGGAAUCCGAAUUCAGUUGAUACAUUUGGAAGACGAAGCAGCUCUGCAACAUCGUAUCUCGAACCCGCUUAUGGUCGUUCCAAUCUUGAUGUUCUCAUUCAGACUCAGGUGACCAAAUUGGUCUCCUCAAGUACGUCUGGUGGCAACCCCGUUUUUACUACAGUCGAAAUUGCACAGUCUGCAAACAGCAAAACGUACACCGUACGGGCAACUAAGGAGGUGAUAUUGUCUGCGGGGUCAAUCGGCACACCACAGAUCUUGCUGCUGAGUGGCAUAGGUGAUUCGGCCGCGCUCAAGAGCGCCGGAGUGACGCCCAUCGUUAAUCUCAGCGACGUUGGCCAGCACUUAACUGACCAUUCGCUCGUUGCUAACCAGUGGUUAGUCAAUUCCAACAACACUUUCGAGAAGGUGACAAGAAACGGUACUUUCGAAGAACAACUACUCUCUGAGUGGGGUGCGAGCGGUACCGGACUGUUCGUCAUCCCAGGAAUCAUCCAACUUGGCUGGUUGAGGCUGCCUAACAAUGCAGCCAUCUACCAGACAUACCCAGACCCCUCCGCGGGGCCCUCGUCUCCCCAGAUAGAAUUUCUCUUUGCAAACGGUUACUUAUCGAGCAUACAACCAACCCCAGGAACCGGAUAUUAUUUAUCAAUUGUCACGGCUGUGGUCUCGCCUGCUUCCCGCGGAUCGGUUACUCUGGCAUCGAACGAUCCCUUUGAUUACCCACUCAUUGACCCUGGACUACUCUCCAGCCCGUUUGAUCUGGCGGUGAUGACUCAGGCGAUCCAAGACGCGCAGACGUUUCUGAGUGCUCCUGCGUGGGAUGGAUACAUUAGUGGCCCAGCAGGAGAACUAGCUAAUGUACAAACGGAGGAGGAGUUGGAGACGUAUAUCAAGAACAACGGCGCGACUGUAUGGCAUCCCGUCAGUACGGCUCGGAUGGAACCAGCGUCUGGCGAAGGCGGCGUGGUUACAUCUGAGUUGUUAGUGAAAGGUACAUCUGGUUUACGAAUCGUUGAUGCUUCUGUCCUGCCCUACAUCCCCUCGAUGCAUCCACAGGCUUGUGUGUAUGCGCUGGCAGAGCGUGCGGCGGACUUGAUUAAGGAGAGAUGGUUGUGA